CCUCCGAAGGAUAGGAAUAAAAAGGGCAAUAGCGACUUUUCUUCAUAAAAGAAGGGGAUUAAAAAAAAAAAAACUCAUUUUUUCUGACACAAGUAUUCUCGAGACACUCUCUUCUACAUAUAUUCCAUUUCUUCCUGGGGUUUUCUAUUUGAGAAUUUUCUUUCUAGGGUUUCCGUUCGUUCGUCUCCAAUGGAAGAGAAGUCCGAUCCGGAUCAUGGAAAUCUCGAAGGAGGAGGAGAGGUCGAAGGCGAUCAGUCGACCUCCUCCAAUCUCGAUCUCACGAGCUUCCAGCUCCACGAUCUCGAAGGAGUCGAGCUUCCCCUCACCUUGAUUGAGUUGGAUUUGACCGCAAACCGCCUCUCCACCAUCGAUUCUCGGAUCGGCCUCCUCUCUCAGCUCAAAAAGCUCUCACUGCGGCAGAAUCUCUUUGACGAUGCUGGCGUUGAGAUGAUUUCACGCUGGAAUGCGAUCUCCGGCCUCCAAGAGCUGAUACUCAGGGAUAAUAAGCUUACAAAAAUACUUGACGUUAGUAUUUUCAAGAGUCUUCUGGUAUUCGAUGUAUCUUUCAAUGAGAUAUCUUCCUUGAACGCUAUAUCCAAGGUCUCAAGCACACUCAAGGAACUCUAUGUCUCUAAGAAUGAAGUGAAUAAGAUGGAGGAGUUUGAUCACUUGCAUGAGUUGCAAAUUCUUGAACUUGGUUCAAACAGACUGCGGGUGAUGGAGAAUCUGCAAAAUUUGACAAAUUUACAAGAGCUGUGGCUGGGGCGGAAUCGUAUCCGGACUGUGAACCUCUGUGGACUCAAGUGCAUCACGAAAAUAAGCUUACAGAGCAACCGUUUAACAUCUAUGUUGGGUUUUCAAGAUUGUGUUGCUCUAGAAGAACUUUAUUUGAGUCAUAAUGGUAUUUUGAAGAUGGAAGGCUUAUCCACCUUAUUGAAUCUUCGUGUUUUGGAUGUUUCUUCAAAUAAGAUCACGUGUGUGAGCGAUAUUGAGAACCUGACAAGAUUGGAGGACUUAUGGCUUAAUGAUAACCAAAUAGCUUCAGUGGAAGGCCUUGAUUCAGCUGUUUCUGGUUCGAAGGAGAAGCUCACAACCAUUUAUCUGGAGCACAACCCAUGUGCAAAUUUGCCAAAUUAUUGUUCUACUCUGCGGCAAAUAUUUCCAAAUAUUCAGCAGAUUGAUUCCAAUGUGUACUCAUGAGAGGCUGAAGUGACUCAUUCCUUUCUGGAAAGCUGGAAUAUGCUAUCUUCAAAGGAAACAAAUUGCUUCGAUGUUCGAGAUCUGGACUGUCUAUCAGGUGGACCCUACAAUGCAUGCUUUGUGUCCAAAGAAUAGGCUGUUUUGGUCUUCAGAUGAAAGAACGCGUGUAUGUUGAGUAAGGGUUUUUGAUCCCACUUUUUUCCGUACAGAUGAUUCACUUGAUGAUCCGACCGGCCCAAUUUCUGGGCUGCAGCACAUACAUAAUAGACUGGCCUGAUGAUCUACAUGCAACAGGCACACUUGCCAAUUGGCUUGUCUAGGAAGUAGGAUGUUCUAAUCUUGCAAGUAACCUUUACAUUCCUCUGGAAAGACCCAAUAAAUCUCAUCUCAACUUGAUAGGAACCUCGUUGAUAUUAUUGUCAUCAGCAUUGUAGUCACGUCCCAGCUAUUUUAGGUUGGCUUUAAGUUCCUGUUUCACCAAUCGCAAGAUUUGAAACAUGAAUCCCUAAUGAAUGAUUGGAAAGAGUUUAGUGAUUGGCCUGCCACCUGAAUUCAACCCUCCUUUCUGGGCCUGGGACCAGCUGGCAUAUUGCAAUCAUGCAGAGCUAUUUUAUUUACUUCUAUGACACUCGUUAUGAUGGUAGUGCAGUAAAUACCUCAUG
Molecule: messenger RNA, 1862 nt
Organism: Magnolia sinica
Lineage: Eukaryota; Viridiplantae; Streptophyta; Magnoliopsida; Magnoliales; Magnoliaceae
Product: protein phosphatase 1 regulatory inhibitor subunit PPP1R7 homolog
Exons: 7
Coding region: 190-1200 (336 amino acids)
Molecular function (GO): protein binding
Source: RefSeq, a predicted model, not a curated record